This is a messenger RNA of Triticum turgidum subsp. durum (durum wheat), 960 nucleotides long. The record is from the annotation of a GenBank genome assembly. Lineage: Eukaryota; Viridiplantae; Streptophyta; Magnoliopsida; Poales; Poaceae.
AUGGCUGAAGCAAGCAUCCUUUCAUUGGCCCGACAGUACAACCACUCCUACUUCGUGAGCCCACCGGCGGCGCCUCUCCUGCAGCCGGCAGCCACGAGACAACGGAAGGGGCCAGCCAUGGCGACGGCGGAGAACAAGAGGCCUCGGAGCAGCGGCGGCGUGGAGAGGCCGCCGAGUAGGAAGGAGAUAUUGGGGAGGAAGAAGGCCAUCAAAGAACUUAUAAGGAGAGCUGUAGCUGUGAAGGACCAUCUUGCGCAAUUCCCGGAUUUUCAUAAAUACGAGAGAAGUGGUUUUUCGAUCUACUUGGAGUCUGGGCAUGGCAAUCAGCUUCCAGUGCCAACGAGGAAGUACAUCCAAAAUCUUCUCAAGGCUAACAUGAAGGGAACUUAUGGAUCAGAAUGGACUUCAGAAGAGAAAAUUAAGCGCCGGGAAAUGGUUGCUCCAGAAGCACGAUAUAUCCUGAUCUGCCAAUAUGCAGACAGUGAUAUUGCCAAAUGUUUCAUGAAGCAAGAUUCAGGGGUGGAAUGUGCACAUGUGACAUGCCGUGGAGGCCGCUUGCUUGGUUUUGUACACUACAGAUUUGUUGUUGAAGAGGAUGUUCCUGUUCUUUAUGUGUAUGAGCUACAAUUGGAGUCUUCUGUCCAAGGGAAGGGGCUGGGGAAGUUCCUAAUGCAGUUGAUUGAACUUAUAGCUUGCAAGAGCCAAAUGGAGGCCGUGAUGCUAACAGUUCAAAAAUCUAAUACAGAUGCUAUGGCUUUCUACAACAAUUUGGGAUAUGUAAUAUCCAGUACCUCGCCAUCACGAGUGGAUCCACUGGUAUUACUUUACCAAGAAAUAGUAUCCACAGGAACAAGAUAUUUGUACGUUGACUCCUUCAUUUUCCACAGAUUGGAAUUCAUAGAAGCUAUGAGAUCUUGUGCAAGGCAUUUGAAUCUGAAGCCAAGUGCAAAUUGGAGCUAA